GUUCAUCCCGGAAAAGAGCCGCCUGAAGGCUGGGUCAAGAUUUAAGCAGAACAAGCCAAUUGUGAUCGCGAGCCGGAACGGCGCGAUCCGAAAAGAGGGGAAUUCCAAUGGGUUUCACAAAAACCAUCACCAGGCUGGCACCGGUUGCAUUCGCGGCUCUGGCUCUGACAACCGGACCGGUCCUUGCCAAGGAAUUCCGGAUUGGCCUGAUCACGCCACCGCCGCAUAUCUGGACCGUCGCGGCUGGUGAGUUCGGCAAGGAACUGAACGAGGCAUCGGGCGGAGAACACUCGGUGACCGUUUUCCCGUCCAGGCAGUUGGGCAACGAAGCGCAGAUGAUGCAGCAGUUGCAGACCGGUGCACUGGAUAUGGCCUUCCUGACCAUUGCGGAAGUUUCCAACAGGGUUCCCGAUUUUGGCGCGCUCUAUGCGCCUUACAUGGCAGAAGACAUUGGCCACGCCGGGCGUAUCCUGAGAUCCGACACUGCCAAGGAAUUGUUGGAUACCCUGCCACAAAAGGCUGGUGUCGUCGGGCUUGGUUAUGGAAUGGCCGGGCUUCGUCAGAUCGUGAGCCGCGAUCCGAUCGAAAGCGCGGAUGACCUGUCGGGCAAGAAGUUGCGGAUUACACCCUUUGAGCCGAUCAAGGAUUUCUACAAUUCGGUUGGUGCCGCGCCGACACCAAUGCCAUUGCCUGCAGUCUACGAUGCGCUGGCGAAUGGUCAGGUAGAUGCGAUCGACAUGGAUGCUGAACUCAUCUGGAAACUGAAAUAUUAUGAACACGCGGAUACGAUCCUCGUAUCCAACCACAUGAUGUUUCCUAUGGUCGGCCUGGUUUCGGCCAAGGUCUGGAAAGACCUGUCCAAGGAAGACAGGGAAAUGAUCUCGUCCAUCAUGGCAAAGCAUCUGGAUGGUGUGAUCGAUACCUAUGUCGAAAAGGAAGCGGGCUGGCUGAAGGACGUUGAAGGCACCGGCAAGACCUACAAGGUCGUCGAUGCGAGUUUCUUUGAGUCUGCCAUCGGCGACUGGGAAAGCACCUGGUCGGAGAAGGCCCCGGCGCUGUCGGAUCUCAAGAAAGUCGCCGAAGACACGAAGUAA
This is a messenger RNA of Effrenium voratum, 1094 nucleotides long. Lineage: Eukaryota; Dinophyceae; Suessiales; Symbiodiniaceae. The record is from the annotation of a GenBank genome assembly.